Schistosoma guineensis is the source of this 3457-nucleotide messenger RNA. The record is from the annotation of a GenBank genome assembly. Lineage: Eukaryota; Metazoa; Platyhelminthes; Trematoda; Strigeidida; Schistosomatidae.
AGAUUUCUCAACUAUACAAACUUCCUCAGAUGCACUGAAUAAUGAUAUCAUACAUGAUCAAAACAAUGAUAAUAGUAAUGAUAAUAAUAAGCCUAGUUCACAUUUCCUAGUCACAAUGUUUAUUAAAUGGGAUCCACCAACUUAUCCAAAUGGAAGAAUACUUGCAUCUGCCCUAUAUCUUACUACAAAUAUGAAACAAUCUACAAGAAAAUGGACAGAAAGAUCAGUCAAUGGUGGAAGUACGGAAGCAGGUUUACUAAGGUUAAAACCAAGUACACUAUAUUUUGUGAAAAUCACUUCAAGAAAUCAACAUGGCCGAUCGCCAUCUUCAAAUAUCAUUGCUUUUUAUACACCAAACGCCGAUGGAUCUGGUGGUGGAAUCAUUCAAUUUACAAAAGAUUAUUAUAAUUUAAAUGAUAUUCAUGAAACAUUCGAUAAAAUUCAACCAUUUCCUAAUGAAAAUGAAUUAAAUAAAUUAAUAAGAACAAAUGAUCCUAUUUAUACAACUAAUAAUAAUAAUAAAUUAAUUGAUAUUGAAAAUAUACACUGGAUUAUAUUGGGUGGUGCAAUUGGUUGUGCAUUAGUCAUUAUGAUUAUUAUUACUUUAGCAUUAUUAAUUCGUUGUCGAAAAAUAAAAUUCACUACAAAUUUAACUAAAAGGGUAUCAGAUAAGUCAACAUAUAAAACAUCGUAUUCAGAACAUCAUCAACAUGAAACAACCAUACAUCGACAUGAUUGCUUACAAAAGAAUCCAUCAUUUAAUCUGAAUGAUAUUUGUCUUAAUGCAAAUAUACUCGGUAGUUGUAGCCCGACAGAAACUAUAGCUGCUGGUUCCAAUUCCGGUUCAAUUGGUGUUCGCACAGGGCAUUCACUAACCAAUGACCAGUUCAAUCAAAAUGUACGAAUGAAUAUCUACCCAUCACAUCAUUCUAAUUGUAUACAUUCUGAUUGCAGUGUAAAAAAGAUUAAUGAAACAGUACCAUUGUUAACUAGUAGUCAUUGUAAUUGUGGUGUGUCGAUUGAUACAUCAGCACCAACACCAUCGGGACCAAUUAACUGGAUACCUAAUGUUGGAGCAUUCAAUAUUGGUAUAUCUGGUGGAGGGUGUUUUGAAGAUCGGCAUUCAACAUCAGUCGAAAGUGAUACCGAUGCUAAUAAUUCAAUGAAAUUAACAAAUAAUUGUCAAGAAAGUGGUAGAAAUUGGCAAAAUGAUAUGAAUUGUGGUAAAUUUAGGUUGAAUAAACAGUUGUCGGCUGACAUGCAUGAGCGUAAUGUAGAGUCACUGAAUGGUAAUAUUAAUGCAUCACGUGACAUGACAUUAUCUUAUCUUGGAUCAAGUGUUCAAAAUUCAAUUAAUUGUCAUGCACCUUAUUGUCAACAAUCACAAUUAAAAAAUAUGGGGAAUCGUAGUCCAUUCAAACCUCCUGGCACUGUAAUUAACCCACCUAAUUUACAAAUGACAUGUUGUACAAAUAAUAAUAAUAAUAAUCCUCAUAUCAAUUUUAAUCGUUCACGUGAUUUUCGAAGUAAUCAAUUAAAUAAAAUGAUUGGAGACAAUGGAUGUACUGGAAGUGGUAGUCUUACAGAUGAAGUUACUGCGUCUUCACCAGGAAGUAGUGCUACUGGACGUACACAUGGUUAUUUAAAUCAAAUCUCUUCUUCACCAACAAAUACAAGUUUAAAUUUCAAAAAAUAUAAUAGAGUUAUUGGAAAAUAUGAAGAUGAAGAAGAUAUUAAUGAUGAGUUAAAUAUUAAUCGUGAUACAGGUUUUAGAAAUUAUGGAAGUAAACAUAAUGGACAUGGAACACAUCAAAAGUUGUCUGUAAAUACAUCUGUUGAUCAACAAAGUUUAUCACCAUUACCCCCAAGGAAGUACAGCAAUAAUAAAAAUCAAAUUCUAUCGGAUAGUCAAGGUGAAAGAUGUCAAACUCAUGGAACAGGUAUAUCAACUCGAAAUAAUGCUCUGAGUUCCGACUAUGCUUCACAACAAAGUAGCUUAAGCAAUAAGUCAAGUGAAUCAAGUGCGACAAAUCAUGGUUUUUCACCGGAAAAACAUGUAAACUAUCCAAAUAAAGUGAAACUGAUAGAUAUGAAUACAAAUGUACAUAGUGUUGAUGCAUCAUUCGUAUUAGAUCGUGUACCGACACCGGAACCGCAACAUCGAUCAGGACAAUUUGCAAGACUAAUGCAAUAUAAAUUGUCCGAUCAACCGAUUAAUCGAUUACAAAUACUUAAUUUAACUGAUGAUGAUUAUUUAUCGGAUAAAAUAGAAAUUAAAAAUAAAAUUAUGCAGUCGCCGACAAUUAUGAAAAGAAUGACAACAACUACAACAACAAUAACAACACCAACUAAUACUCUUUCUUCAAACACUAUUACUUAUAGUACUGUACAGAAUGUAUUUUCAACAAAAUCAAAUUAUGGUUUAGAACUUAAUAAACAUGAUAGAACUCCAGAUACACCAGAUAGCAUUUCUGAACAGGAAAUGAUGAAAGGUUUCAGUACAGAAGAAUUAAAUCAAGAAAUGGCUAAUCUAGAAGGAUUAAUGAAAAAUUUAUCAGAAAUUACACAAAAUGAAUUUACAUGUUAAUUUUGAAAAAAAUUGCCUUAACCUAAAUGUUAAUUUCCUUUCUUCUUCCUACACAUAUACAUAUAUUUGCUUCAUUGGUCAGUUUCAUUGUUUUAAAACCUAAGGAAUUGUGAUAAAAAAAACAAGUUUUUUUCUGUUUUUCUUUUGGAUUUGAAUAAUUCAGGGUAGAAAUGCUUGUAAAAAAGAAAAUAAAUCAUGAAAAACAAAUAAACGAAAAUGUAAUAAAAUGCCCAAUUAAGAACAUGUAGGUUAAGAGUAGUAAUGGGUAUAUUUUUUUGUUUAAACAUCUUUAUUUACUACUUUUUUAAGGAUAUCAGUAGGUAAUAAAUAGGAUCUAAAUUAAACUGUUUAUACAAUAAAAAAUAAUAUGAAAUUCAUUCAUUGUUAUGAUUUUUAUUUAUUUAUUCUAUGUGAAUAUACUUGCAUUUAGACUAUUGGAUAAAUAAUUAAAUCAUUACUGAAUAUUCUUAUUGUUUCAUUGCAUAAGACAAUUAAAACGCCUAAAUUAUAAUAAUUGUAAACAUCAUUUAACUCUUGUUAAAUAAAAUCUAUUUCCCAGUGAAGACUAUGUAAUUUAUUUAUUAUAUAAUAAGAAAAUAGAAAAUUAAUUGUAAUAGGAAUAAUAUUGAUCAUUGACCUUUGAGUCUUUUGUUUUACUGCUUACUAUUCAUUCUUUAUUGAUCAAUUUCUAUAAUUAAUAACACGUUUCCUUCAUUACUUUAAUAAAAAUGAAUCGAGGUUGUUUUCUUCUUUCUUUUUUUCAAUGAACCUCUAGUUAAAGUAUCAUUGGAUUUUAUUAAAAUGUCAUUGCUUCAUUGAAUAAAAUUUUUAACAAGUUUCUUUUAAUACAUAAUUUAUUUUCACUUUGUG